GCCAAACUGAAACGGGCAUGUGGGCGCCUGCGUUCGACGCUGCCAGCGGAUGCACGUACUACGUGCACUCGAUCACGGGCGAAAGCGUGUGGGACAUCCCACCGGGCGACGAGGUAUCGACGGUCGACGCUGCAAGCAACGGCGAUGCGACUUCCACGUGGCAAUUUGGAGGCAUGGACGACGACGGGCAGUUCUUCUUCGUGCAUGCUGCGACCGGCGCCCGCGUCCGACACCUUCCUUCCGAUGUCGACGAAGACGCAACGGGCGUACACGCCGGUGGCGACACCAGUCCAAGCGACACUGCGCUACCAGAGCUUGCGAGUGGCAUCGAUCCAGACGUGCACGCGUGCAUUUUGACGCUGCUUCGCGACGUCGAGACGCACUUGGGGCCGUGGCUGCGGCGCAAGCAGCGCAAUUCCAAGGCGCUUCAACGUAGCAAGCAGCGCCGGGCGUCGCCAACAAAGGUGCACGCACCGCCCAAGCCGUCUUCGAAUCAGCAGCAACAGCAGGCGCCGCACCCUGACGAAAUCGAGGUCGAAGUUGCCAAGAUCCAAGCGCGGUUUGUGACGCGGCGCGCCCGCCUCGUCCAGAAAGCAAUUGCGUCCGAGCGCACGCGCGUUCGUCAGUUCCAGAUCGAUUUGCGCCAGCACAUGACGCGCCGCCUCAUGCACCGAGCGACCAACGGCCUCGACGUGCACGGCAAGAUCCACCUUCAAGUACCCGAGGUCGACACGCCAAAGACGCUGUACGAGAGCGAAGAGCGCGUCGCGCAGCGCACCGGAGCCACACGAGCGCUGGAGCGCGUCUUUGUCCUCAUGGAUCCACGCCAGAUUGGCAAACUCAGUGCGCUGCACAUUCUGUACUGCCUCGCGGCCGAACCGUGCCUCGAGGCCGCCGUCGCGCACAGACGCGGCUUGCGCUUGCUCGUGUCGUCGAGCGACAUGCAGGCGCUCUUCCUUGAUCUCGGCGUCGUCGACGUCGACAUGUUUGUGUACUUUGUCGAUGUCGCGGAAGAAAUCUCGGAACACAUUCAUCACCUAAAAGCCGCGAUCGAGGCCGCGGGGCUUGGCAUCGUCGCGCCAGAGCUCGCCACGUGGGAGAGCAGUCUCUCGAAUGUCAAGACGCCCGAGACGAUCCAGUACCCCAACAGAAAGCUCGUGCUGCUCAACCACCUCGUCCGGUCGUUCAGCCACGCCAUGGAGGCGCUUCUUGGACAGCUACAGCAUCUGCUCUUGCUGAGUUCUGAGCUACCCCCCAACGCACUGCUCUGGGAGUACAACCACAAGCACGUGUACAUCCAGCUAUCCUCAAAUCUCCCGCUGUAUUGCUGCAUGUGCCGGCGCAACCGAUUUCGACUCGGGAAGCUCCGCCGAUACCAAGACGAAGAAGCCUACCGGCACGCCUGGGGGCGGCUCCUCGCAGACCGCAUGGCCGACAUUGAGCAGGACCUCAAAAUCGCGAUGGACCAAGCACCGCGGGCCGUCGCCACCGUGCGGCACCGGGGUGACCCGCACCGACUGCGGUUUGCGCCACAGCGAAAUGCGUCCGUCGCAGCGAGCGUCGUAGAGGACCUCGUCGCAGCCGUCGAGCUUUUGCACCGCGACAUCAAUGCGCCCAGUAGUCCGAGCCGGCACGACCACAUUUUUAUUCGGGACUCCAAGUGGCUCCUGCACAAGCUCACGCGAGCACGCGAAGAGCUGGAGCUCCAAGAGUACGAACGCAGCUGGCUCUUUGAAGAAGACGAAGCAGCGCACGACCUCAUGGAGAACCUCAAGGUCUCGAUCGAGGCACCACUGGCCCACAUCCAAGAGAGCGGGCACAAGGAGUUUCAGCGACUCUCCCACGCGUGCACGCUACCGUCGAUCUUCCUUCAGCGAUUACACUACGACCGGCUCUUGGCUGCGCGCCCCACGACUGGGCAGCUCGUGCUGCGCAUGUAUGACAGCGCGACCAGCGCAUACUGCGUCCUCUACAUUGCCUCGUCCACGACGUCGCGGGAAGCAGCGUUCGUCGUCGAGACAGCCCAGCGCAUGCAGGCGCGACUGAGCGAGACCAACCUCGUUGCUGUCCACCACGCCUUCUCGUGCGUGUACCAGCAGUUUGCAGCGAUGAACGGCAACCUCAACGAGUGCUGGCCAGUGACUUUUGUCGCGCUCGACGACUGCAUCCUUGGGGAGUACUUGACGUCGGCGCCAUCGCCGCUGCCGCAAGCCGACGUCCUCUCCAUUAUGACAACGGUGGCGGCAGCGCUGGCGUCGCUGCACAGCCAAGGCAUUUUGCAUUUGAAUUUGACGCCGUCCAACUUGUACCGGACGCGAGACCAUCAACUCAAAGUGGGCGGCCUCCUCCUCUUCAAGACACCGUAUAGCGAGUCCGACGUCGCUGCGGGCAUGCGUCGCAUGGCGCACUUGCUGUCACCGGUCAUUGUGCCGCCGGAGGACGACGCUGUCUCUGAAAAGACAGACAUGUGGGCCCUCGGCUGCCUCCUCUACUACCUCGUGACUGGAUCCAAUCAUAUGUGCAAACUCAAGCCGUUGUCGUUCCUCAUGAAUGAAAUUCCUCUGCGCUACGGCACAAGUCUCCGCACGUGCCUCCGCAUGCUUUUGCAGCCGACGGCAAAACACCGACCGUCGGCCGCCGACAUUUUCAACUUUUUAUCGCUUGCGAGUCCCGACGAAGCGCCCAGUGGUAUCCCGAGUCUUUCGCACAAGAAAAAAUCAACGCCCGAGCUUGAGCCACUGCGUCCCGCGCCCGUAUAGCGCUCUUGCUAUAGCGACAAUGACGAACUAAAUACCGAAUAUUCUUUGC
Molecule: messenger RNA, 2808 nt
Organism: Saprolegnia diclina VS20
Lineage: Eukaryota; Oomycota; Saprolegniomycetes; Saprolegniales; Saprolegniaceae
Product: serine/threonine protein kinase
Exons: 7
Coding region: 18-2759 (913 amino acids)
Biological process (GO): protein phosphorylation
Molecular function (GO): protein kinase activity; ATP binding; protein binding
Source: RefSeq, a predicted model, not a curated record